AUGGCCGAGAAUCAACUUACCAAGUAUCGCGGCAACUGCCAUUGUACCGCGUAUGUGUUCGAAGUUGACCUUCCGGGGGAUAUCGAAAAUGGCUUGCAGUGCAGUUGCAGCUACUGCUGUAAGAGAGGCGCCGUUUUCCUGGCCCCAAACAAUAACAACGACAUCAAGUUCGUGAAGGGUGAUCCGGCCGCGCUAUCAAACUACAACUUCGGAGGCGUCAAGCAUCAGAACGCGUACUGCUGGAUCUACCCCAACAAGCCACAAGUCACCAUCGUAGGAGCUGCAGAAAUGAGAUACUAUUCCUUCGGCGGUGGCGUGUGGCGCAAGUCGUUCUGUCGGACCUGCGGGGUGCCGGUACAUAAUCGCAUCGAGGACUACACGCCGGCGCAGAUCGAGGAGUUGCCUGUCGAGCAGCAGCAGUGGGCCCGGGAUCAUCUCGACUGGUCGCCGGUCAACCUGCGGGUUAUGGACGGAAUCGAUUUAGGCGAGCUGAAGAUCAAGCGUAUUGAUGGGUCGACAAGGUCUGGACCACCGAAACCGGGUAGUUACGUGGAUCCUUGA
Molecule: messenger RNA, 561 nt
Organism: Daldinia childiae
Lineage: Eukaryota; Fungi; Ascomycota; Sordariomycetes; Xylariales; Hypoxylaceae
Exons: 2
Coding region: 1-561 (186 amino acids)
Molecular function (GO): carbon-sulfur lyase activity
Source: RefSeq, a predicted model, not a curated record